Messenger RNA from Octodon degus (degu), 4514 nucleotides. It is a transcript of the gene Mst1r, whose product is annotated as macrophage stimulating 1 receptor. Gene Ontology annotation, molecular function: ATP binding; protein binding; transmembrane receptor protein tyrosine kinase activity. The transcript is spliced from 19 exons. Gene Ontology annotation, cellular component: signaling receptor complex; membrane. The record is from RefSeq and is a predicted model, not a curated record. Lineage: Eukaryota; Metazoa; Chordata; Mammalia; Rodentia; Octodontidae. Gene Ontology annotation, biological process: cell migration; multicellular organism development; phagocytosis. Bases 73 to 4242 code for a protein of 1389 amino acids.
UCCGGCUCCAGCUCUGGCUUGCACCCUGAGGAGGCUGGGCUUCCUCGGAACGUGGGCAAAGCUCGGCUGCCCAUGGGCAUUGGGAACCGUCACUUCACACUGUUGCCAGCCAGGCCGGCACCCGCGGGAUCCCUGAGGGGCUCUGGCUGGCCUCGAUGGAGCUCCUUCUGGUCGCCGUUGUUUUUGCUGCUUUUGCAACCGUCUGCAAUAUCAUCUGCAGACCCGGACUGGCAGUGCCCGCGCACACCCUACGCCGCCACCCGCAACUUUGAUGUGAGGUAUGUGGUGCCUUUUUUCUCUGCGGGCGGCCCUGUGCAAGCUGUAGUGACCUAUGAAGGUGGCCAGGAUGGCAGUGCUGUAUUUGUGGCCACACGCAAUCGUCUGCAUGUGCUUGGGCCUGCCCUGCAGUUUAUCGAGAGCCUGGCCACUGGCCCUGCUGGAGACCCGAGCUGCCAGACCUGUGCGGCCUGUGGACCAGGCCCUCAUGGCCCGCCAGGUGACACAGACACACUGGUGCUAGUGCUGGAGCCUGGGCUCCCUGCGUUGGUCAGCUGUGGCUCCAGCCUGCAAGGCCGCUGCUUCCUGCAUGAGCUGGAGCCCCAUGAAACAGCCUUGCACCUGGCGGCACCAGCAUGCCUCUUCUCUGCCCACCGAAACUUGCCUGAGGACUGUCCUGACUGUGUGGCCAGUCCCCUGGGUACCCGAGUGACUGUGGUUGAGCAGGGCCAGGCUUCUUACUUCUACGUGGCAUCCUCCUUGAACACAACAGUGGCUGCUAGAUUUAGCCCCCACUCGGUGUCCAUUCGGCGCCUCAAGGCUGAUGCUUCAGGAUUUGAAAGAGGCUUUUCAGCGCUGUCCGUGUUGCCCAAAUACCUGGACUCCUACCAUAUUGAAUAUGUGCACAGCUUUCAAUCAGGAGCCUUUGUCUACUUCCUGACCGUGCAGCCUGCCAGUGUGACAGACACUCAUGCCCUACAAACACACCUAGCAAGGCUCAACGCCCUGGAGCCGGAGUUAGAUGACUACCGGGAGCUGAUCCUUGACUGCUAUUUUGCACCUAAACGCCGCCGCAGAGCCCCAGAGGGUAGGCAGUCCUACCCAGUGCUUCAGGCAGCCCACUCUGCUCAAGUGGGUGCCCAGCUUGCCUCUGAACUAAGCAUCACUGAGGGCCGCGAAGUGCUAUUUGGAGUCUUUGUGACCAGCAGGAGUGGGAGCCCUGGAAUGGGCCCCACCUCUGUAGUCUGUGCCUUCCCCAUUGACCUGCUAAACCUUGUAAUUGAUGCUGGUGUGGAACACUGUUGUGAGCCCCCUGUUACCCCUCGUCUUCCACGAGGCCUCGAAUUCUUCCAGAUACCCAGUUUUUGCCCUAACCCGCCAGACCCAGAGGCUCCUAGCCCCAACAUCAGCUGCCGCUACUUCCCUCUGCUGGUCAGCAGUAGCUUGCCGCGUGUGGACUUAUUCAACGGGCUUUUAGGUCGAGUGCAGAUCACUGCACUGUAUGUAACACGCCUUGGCAAUGCCACAGUGGCCCACAUGGGCACAGCCGAUGGACGUAUCCUGCAGGUGGAGCUAGUCAGGUCACUCAACUACUUCCUGUAUGUGUCCAACUUCUCACUGGGCAACAGUGGACAGCCUAUUCAGCGAGAUGUCAGUCGCCUUGGGGACCACUUACUCUUCACGUCUGGGAACCAGGUCUUCCAGGUACCUAUCCGGGGCCCUGGCUGCCGCCACUUCCUCACCUGUAGGGGCUGCCUGCGAACACAGCGCUUCAUGGGCUGUGGCUGGUGUGGAGACAUGUGUGGCAGACAGGAAGAGUGUCCUGGCUCCUGGCAACAGGAUCACUGUCCACCUACACUUACUGAGUUUUACCCCCACAGUGGGCCCCUAAGGGGCAACACAAGGCUGACCCUGUGUGGCUCCAACUUCUACUUGCACCCUCGUUCUCUGGUAUCAGAGGAAACCCAUCAGGUCACCGUGGGCCAAAGUCCUUGCCGGUUGCUGCCUUGGGACACUUCAGACCUCAGCCCAACACCCCGGAAGGACUUUGUAGAGAAGCUGGAGUGUGAGCUGGAUCCUUUGCACUCCCAGGAAGCAGGGACUACCAACAUCAGCCUCACUGUGACUAACAUGCUGCCAGGCACACACUUCCGUGUAGAUGGCACCUCCAUGCUGGGAGGUUUCUCUUUCCUGAAGCCAGUGCUGACAGCAGUACAACCUCUCUUCGGCCCACGGGCAGGGGGCACCCGGGUCACCCUUGAAGGCCAGUACCUGACUAUAGGCACCAGCCGGGCUGUGCUGAUCAAUGGAACUGAAUGCCAGUUGAAACAGGUCAGGGAGAGGCAGAUAGUAUGUGCCACACCCCCUGGUGCUGCCAUAGGCAGUGUCCCACUUGGCCUGAAGAUGGGAGGUGCUGAGGUACCUGGGUCCUGGACCUUCCACUACAAGGAAGAUCCCAUUGUGUUGGGUAUUACCCCCAACUGUGGCUACACUGGCUCCCAUGUCACCAUCCAUGGCCAGCAUCUGACUUCAGCAUGGCACCUAUUGUUAUCAUUCCAUGAUGGGCAAAAGGCAGUAGAGAACAGGUGUGAGGGGCCGCUUCCAGAGCAGCAUCGAUGCCGUCUGCCUGAAUAUGUGGUCCGAGACCCCCGGGGGUGGGUGAUAGGGAAUCUGAGUGUCCAGGGAGAUGGAGCUGCGGGCUUCACACUGCCCAGAUUUCGCUUCCUACCCCCACCUCGUCCACUCAUUGCGGAACUAGCCCCACUGAAGCCUGAAGAACAUGCUGUUAAGUUCCAGUAUAUUGGGCUGGAUGCUGUGGCUGACUGCGUUGGUGUAAAUGUGACUGUGGGUGGUGAGAGCUGCCAGCAUGAGCUCCGGGGGGAUGUGGUGGUCUGUCCACUGCCUCUCUCAGUACAAUUCAGCAAGGAUGGUGUCCCAUUGGAGGUCUGUGUGGAUGGUGAUUGUCACAACCUGGGCAGAGUGGUCCGGGCAGCCCCAGAGGGCUUCCCACAGAACAUACUUCUUGGUGUCCUGCUGGGCUUGCUCCUGCUGGUGGUUUUACUGGCUGUUGCACUAGUCUUUAACUACCAGUGGCGGAGGAAGCAACUAGUACUCUCUGCCCUUGAUGGUCCACAUUCUCCCACUGGAGUCCUUGGAGAAUCCUCAGGCGGCAAGGAAGCAUCCUCUGUCCCUCUGCUGCGGACAGAAUCCAUCCGGCUCAGGGACCUGAACUCUGUACUCCUGGCUGAGGUCAAAGACAUACUGAUUCCUCACGAACAAGUGAUCAUUCACAGUGACCGAGUCAUUGGCAAAGGCCACUUCGGAGUUGUCUACCAUGGGGAAUAUACAGACGAGGCCCAGAAUCACAUCCACUGUGCCAUCAAGUCACUCAGUCGUAUCACAGAGGUGCAGGAAGUGGAGGCCUUCCUUCGAGAGGGGCUGCUCAUGCGUGGCUUGCACCAUCCAAAUGUUCUGGCUCUCAUCGGGAUCAUGCUGCCCCCUGAGGGACUGCCUAGUGUGCUGCUGCCCUAUAUGCGCCAUGGAGACCUGCUUCAUUUCAUCCGCUCACCUCAGCGGAACCCCACUGUGAAAGAUCUCAUCAGCUUCGGCCUGCAGGUAGCUCGUGGUAUGGAGUACCUGGCAGAACGCAAGUUCGUGCACAGGGACCUGGCUGCUAGGAACUGCAUGCUAGAUGAGUCAUUCACAGUCAAGGUGGCGGACUUUGGUCUGGCCCGUGACAUCUUGGACAAGGAGUACUACAGUGUUCGUCAGCAACACCAUGCUUGCCUACCUGUCAAAUGGAUGGCACUGGAGAGCCUACAGACCUACAGAUUCACCACCAAGUCCGAUGUGUGGUCGUUUGGUGUGUUGCUGUGGGAACUGCUAACAAGGGGUGCCCCACCUUACCCCCACAUUGACCCUUUUGACCUCAUCUGCUUCCUGGCCCAAGGUCGGCGCCUACCUCAGCCUGAAUAUUGUCCUGAUUCUCUGUACCAAGUGAUGGAGAGAUGCUGGGAGGCAGACCCAGCAGCACGACCUACCUUCAGAGCACUAGUGGUGGAAGUGGAGCAGGUUGUGGCCUCACUGCUUGGGGACCACUAUGUGCAGCUCUCUGUAGCCUACGUGAACCUGGGCCCCAGAACCUUGGAUGAGGCAAAUGUACUCCUGGAAGAUCCACGGUCCUCACCUGUGCAUAGGAGCAUGUCUCGGCCCCGACCCCUCUCAGAGCCACCUCUGCUCACUUGACCUAGGUUCUGGGAAGGUCUAUGGGGGCUGAAUUGGCUUAGUGGCCUUGAGCUAACCCCUGGUGGUCUGUGGGUGUACCAAGCUAGAGGAUAUGGAAGUUCUACCUUGGGCCUGCCCUUGAACCUUCAGGGAGGACCAAAGGGCGCAUUGGUCUCUCAUUACACAAAAUGAGCCUGUGAGACCAACUCUUCUACAGCACAUAUUUGUGGAGCACUUUCUGUACCAUGCCUGCUGGGAACUGAGGACUCAGCAGUGACACAGAGACACUUACA